AUGCGGCAUGCAUUUCCCCUCCUCUUCUCCUUUGAUGCAUUUCUUUUCUUCUUAGAUACAGCCAUGGCGACCUUGGAUCUAUCAAAAGACGCGCCAACGGCGCUACUGAUCCUGGGACAGCACCUGGGCAGCAAGAUCACCGUUAACAAGGGUGCCAAGUCGACCGCCUUCAACGCCGACGGAGCUUCCUUCUCAAAGGUGCCUACUGUCAUCAAGUGCCUCGGUCGCUUGGUCGAGCCCAAGCUUGGUGGCACCACCCCCGCUGAACAGACACAGGUGGAUCACUGGGUAGAUGUCGGCAUCAAGAUUGCCGGUACCAAGCAGGGCGAUCUGACCGCACAGUUUAAGGAGCUCGAUGCCCACCUUGCCCGUCGCACUUUCUUCCUGGGCAAUGAGCACGAGCCCUCGCUGGCCGACGCAGCCAUCUUUGGCGGCCUCACCGAUUGUGCCCUGUUUCAUCGCGCGGCUGGUGAGCUGGGUCUGAAGCAUUUGAACCGCUGGAUCCAGACCUGCAGCACCCAGGCUGCCUUCCAAACUGCAUACACUCAGCUUCAAAAGGCCUUGGCCGGUGGUAACAAGGGCAACGCCUCCAAGGGCCGCGCCGAAGGCAAGGGCAAGGGUGCUGCCAAGGACACGCCCCGUGUCAAGCAGGCCGAUCAGGGCAAGUUUGUGGACCUCGAGGGCGCCGAGGACGGCAAGGUCGUGACCCGUUUCCCGCCCGAGGCCAGCGGCUACCUGCACAUUGGCCACGCCAAGGCUGCGCUGCUGAACGAGUAUUUUGCGCGCAAAUACAAUGGCACGCUUCUCAUGCGCUUUGAUGACACCAACCCGGCCAAGGAGAACGCCGAGUUUGAGAAGGUGAUUCUUGAGGACCUGGAGCUGCUGGGCGUGCGCUACGACAAGUUUAGCCACACGUCCGAUCACUUUGAUUACCUCAUUGAGCAGAUUGAGAAGAUGAUCAAGCUGGGCAAGGCUUACGUCGAUAACAGCCCCAAGGAAGUGAUGGCCGAGCAACGCAUGAACAAGCAGAAGUCUCCUUGCCGGGACCACUCGGUGGAGAAGAACUUGGCCAUGUGGGAGGAGAUGAAGGCCGGUACCGAGCUCGGUCAGCAAUGCAUUGUUCGCGCCAAGAUUCGCUACGACGAUAACAAUGGUGCCAUGCGUGACCCGACCAUGUACCGUUGCAAGCCUGAGUCACACAUCCGCACGGGGACCAAGUACAAAGUCUACCCCACUUACGAUUUUGCUUGCCCCAUUGUGGACUCGAUCGAGGGCGUGACGCACGCCCUACGAACCACCGAGUACCACGAGCGUGACCCCCAGUACUACUGGGUCUGUGAUGCGCUUGGCCUGCGCAAGCCCAAGAUCUGGGAUUUUAGCCGUCUGAACAUGGUCAAGACGGUCAUGUCCAAGCGCCAGCUGACCGAGUUUGUCAAGCAGGGCAUUGCCGACGGCUGGUCCGAUCCUCGCUUCCCCACUGUGCGCGGCAUUUUGCGCCACGGCAUGACCCUGGAGGGCCUUCGCAACUUUAUUCUCAUGCAAGGCGCCAGCAAGACGGCCGUGCAGAUGGAGUGGGACAAGAUCUGGGCCGUUAACAAGAAGGUGAUUGACCCCGUGGCUCCCCGUUUCACGGCGCUGGAGCAGAAGGACCUCGUCACCGUGUCGGUGGUCAAUCAGAAGAAGGUGGACGCCAUUGAGGUGCCCCUGCAUCCCAAGAAGCCCGAGUUUGGCUCGCGCAAGGUCGUGGUCGGCCCCAAGAUCUUCCUGGAGCAAGCCGACUGCCGUCUCAUGCAAGAGGGGGAGAAGGUGACGCUCAUGAACUGGGGCAACGCUAUUGUUGAGAAGAUUGAGAAGGACGGGGAGACUGUAACGGCCCUGUCUCUUCGCGUGACUCCCGAGGACACUGACUACAAGAAGACGGCCAAGUACACCUUCCUGGCGGCCGGCGAGGCUGAGGAGUUGGUGACCAUCAAGGCCAUGGAGUACACGUACUUUAUUGACUGCAACUUUGUGCCCAAGGGCGAGGAUGUGACAACGCAUUUGGUGGACAAGAGCGAGUUUGAGAUUGAUCUGGUGGGCACGGCCCAGCUUGCUGAGCUUCAGCCUGGUCACAUUAUCCAGCUCAACCGCAAGGGCUUUUUCAUCUGCGACAAGCCCUACCACAAGCUGCUGGAGAAGCCCCUGACGUUGAUCUAUAUUCCGGACGGUCACGAGAAGACCUUUAUCGCACACCGCGAGGGCGAGGAUAUCACGACAGUGUCGGCUGAUGAGUACAAGGCACUUGAGGACCAAAUCACCAGCCAGCACAACGUCGUCACGGACAUGAAGAAGACCAAGGCUGACAAGAAGGAUAUCAAGGCGGCCGAGGCGCGCCUCAAGGAGCUGCGGGCACAACUCGAGGGCAUGGCGGUCAAGGGCGGCAAGACAGCUUCCUCCGCGGUCCCGGCUGCGGCAGCGGGAGCCGUUGACACCGCUGAGAUUGAGAAGGAGAUUCAGGUGCAAGGCGACAAGAUUCGUGAUCUCAAGGCGAGCAAGGCCAGCAAGGAUGAGCUGAAGCCCUUUAUCGAUCGUCUGCUGUCGCUCAAGGCGGAGUUCAAGCAAGCCACGGGCCGUGACUUUGCUCCUGCUGCCGCCGGUGGCAGCAAGAAGGAGGCCAAGAAGGAAGGCAAGAAAGAGACCAAGAAGGAGGCCAAGAAGGAAGCGGCUCCUGCCGCUUCUACCCCAGUCCAGACCUCCGCUGCCUCGCCCGAAGCAGCUGCGCUGUUGGAGGCCGUGGCAGCCCAGGGCAACCAGGUCCGUGAGCUCAAGUCAAGCAAGGCUGACAAGGCGCUCGUCGAUGAGGCGGUCAAGCAGUUGCUGGCACUCAAGGCUGAGUACAAGACCCUGACGGGUGAGGCCGUGCCUUCGGGUGGUAACGCCCGUGACAGCAAGAAAGAGAGCAAGCCUGCCGAGGCCAAGAAGGAGGCCAAGAAGGACAAGAAGGAGGCCAAGAAGGACAAGAAGGAGGCCAAGACUAAGCCCGUGCAAGAGAAGGGCAAGACUCGCUUGGGCGUUGAGGCCCCCAAGGCCACCGAUCUCUCCGCUUGGUAUUCCGAGGUGAUCAUCAAGUCGGAGCUCAUCGAUUACUAUGACGUGAGCGGUUGCUACAUUCUGCGCCCUUGGGCCUACAGUGUGUGGCAGUCAAUCCAGGAGUUCUUUGACCGCGAGAUUCGUGCUCGUGGUGUGCAAAACUCGUACUUUCCCAUCUUCGUGUCGCAAGCGGCUCUCGAGCGCGAAAAGGAGCACAUUGCGGACUUUGCGCCCGAAGUCGCUUGGGUGACUCGCUCGGGCGAGUCUGAGUUGGAGAAGCCAAUCGCCGUGCGUCCUACGUCCGAGACUGUCAUGUAUCCUGCCUACGCCAAGUGGAUCCAGUCGCACCGUGAUCUGCCCCUCAAGCUGAAUCAAUGGUGCAACGUCGUGCGCUGGGAGUUCAAGCAGCCCACGCCCUUCUUGCGUACCCGCGAGUUCUUGUGGCAGGAGGGCCACACUGCUUUUGCCACCAAGCCGGAAGCCGAUGAGGAAGUGCUGGAGAUUUUGGAGUUGUAUCGCCGUGUCUACGAGGAGCUGCUAGCGGUGCCAGUGGUCCCGGGACGCAAGACGGAGAAGGAAAAGUUUGCGGGUGGUGACUACACGACCACCGUGGAGGCGUAUAUCGGUGCCAAUGGCCGUGCCAUUCAAGGUGCCACCUCGCACCACCUUGGUCAAAACUUUUCCAAGAUGUUUGGCAUCAAGUAUCAAAACCCUGAUAAGCACGACGAGUUUAUCAACGUGUUCCAGAACUCGUGGGGCAUCACGACCCGCACGAUCGGUGUCAUGAUCAUGGUGCACGGUGAUGACAAGGGCUUGGUGCUGCCUCCUCGCGUCGCAAGCAUUCAAGCAAUCAUCAUCCCCACGGGCC
This is a messenger RNA of Monosiga brevicollis MX1, 3937 nucleotides long. RefSeq lists its product as uncharacterized. The record is from RefSeq and is a predicted model, not a curated record. The transcript has 16 exons. Gene Ontology annotation, molecular function: ATP binding; glutamate-tRNA ligase activity. Gene Ontology annotation, biological process: translation; glutamyl-tRNA aminoacylation. The annotation marks the transcript as partial. NCBI's taxonomy places the organism in Eukaryota, Choanoflagellata, Craspedida, Salpingoecidae. Gene Ontology annotation, cellular component: methionyl glutamyl tRNA synthetase complex; cytoplasm; cytosol.